AUGGCAUCGACCGACACGCCAUCGCGGCGAUCCGUGCCCGACGUCGAGCAGCUCGCCAGCAAACUCUCUGACAAAUCCACAGAUGCAAAGGCAAAGCUUGCUCUCGCCUUUGAGCUCAAAGAGCUUCUCGACCUCUUCCAGAACCUCGACUACGCCCUCUUUCUCAAACAUGUCGUUCCGGCCUUUGUCAGCCUCCUCGAAUCAACACCAUGCUGCUUCACCGCAGACGCACCAGAGCAGCGCCUUCGUCACAUUGUCCUCGAGACCACCCACCGCCUGCCGCAGCAAGAAGUGCUCAAGCCCUUUGCCGACAGCCUCAUGACCGCCAUGCUCAGCGUCCUUCGCGACGACAAUGAGGAAAACGCCGUGCUUGCACUCAAAGUCAUCAUUGAUCUCCACCGCUCUUUCAAAGCCGUGCUGCAAGAUCAGGUGCAGCCAUUCCUCGAACUCGUCAAGUCGCUCUACUCCAACAUGAAGAAUACGGUCGAGCAAGCAUUUGAGUCCGAAGCUUCCCAGCUGCAAGGCUCCGCAACAGCAUCGACCGGCUCUCCCGCUCCACCCGCAACUACUGCAGUUGCUCCCGCUUCGACAUCGGACGCCGCCUCCUCUACCACCACAACGGCAGCCACAACCGACUCGGCUUCGAACGCUUCUGCAACCACACCUGCUGCCAAUGCGGCCGACUCAUCCACUACGCCAGCUUCAGCAGCAGCCGCAACAUCUUCGGCAACACCGACCACUUCGACACCCGCCGCUGCCGCCGCCGCAACCGGGUCGAAGACCCUGCCUAAGUCCAUGUCCAGCUUUAAGGUCUUGACAGAAUGCCCCAUCGUCAUCGUCCUCAUUUUCCAGAGCUAUCGCUCCGUCGUGCCACAGGCCAUCAAUGUCUUUGUGCCACUCAUCAUCGAAAGCUGUCUCUCACUCCAGGCAAAACCUCAGCGCGAGGCCCACGAGGCGGCCAAAGCCAAAGGGGAGAUCUUUGUCGGCGUCGCUCCUGGCAUCAAAAACAGGCCGCUCUACACCGACAUGAUCGUGGCACAGGUGAAGACCAUGUCCUUCCUCGCCUAUGUCUUGCGCGGGUCUGCGCCCGUCAUGCGCCCCUUUGCUCAGGUGCUGCCCGAGAUCAGCGUGCGUCUUCUCAAGGACUGCCCGCCCGAAGCUUCGGCUACACGCAAGGAGCUGCUCGUGGCAACGCGCCAUGUCCUCUCCACCGAGUACCGCGCCCACUUUGUCGGUCAGAUCGACACACUCCUCGAUGAACGUGUCCUCAUCGGCACUGGCGUCACCUCCCACGAGACCCAGCGCCCGCUCGCCAUCAGCAUGCUCGCCGACCUCGUCCACCACGUUCGCCAAGAACUCUCGCCCGCACAGCUUGUCCGCGUCGUUCACAUCCAUUCGCACAUCCUCCAUGACCCCACACUAGCCCCAAGCAUCCAGACCAUGUGUGUCAAGCUUCUUCUCAACCUCGUCGAGACGAUCCUCACCAAACAUCCUGACGGCGCCACCCAGACACUCGCCUCCAUCUUGGACGUCUUUGUUGAGAAACUUUCCAGCUUGCAUCGUCUUCGUGCCGACAUGGAGCGCAUCCGACACAUCAAGGACCAUGCAGACGAUGCAGCAGCAGCAGCACCCCAGGCCCCCGUCGACGCGGUGGCCAUCGAGCGAGGCAAGCCCGUCCAAGCAGCAGCGACCAUGCUCGACACCGCUGGCGACCCGCUCAAAGACGCGCGCUUCCUCUUCCGCAACAUCAUGUUCGGCUUCAAGACGCUGAUUCCCGUCCUCCGCCAUCGCAACGCCGCCUACCCGGACGGUGCCGUUGCAGGCAAGCUGCUCGUUGACGGCGUCAAGUGUUGGUCCCUUCACGAGGACCGCGACGGCAGGGAUGAGAAGGAAUUGCUUGACCUCUUCACCACCGUGUUCAUCGACCUCGAACCACAAGUGUUCCACGAAGUGUUUACCACGCACAUGCCCUUCCUCUUUCAAGAGAUGCUCAACUCGCCCACCUUGCUCGGCAUCCCGCAGAACCUGCUCAGCAACGACGCCGUCUCGAAGCGCUUUGUCGGCAUCCUCUUGCGCUUCCUUGUAGACCGUCUCGAGGAGCUCGGCAAAUCCGACAAAAAGCACGCCUCCAUCAGCUUGCGCCUCUUCAAGAUGGCUUUCAUGGCUGUCACGAUCUUCCCCGAAGAGAACGAAGUGGUGCUCCAGCCGCACCUCAGCCAUCUCAUCAUGGAGUCCAUGAAGCUUGCCAGCAAAGCCGACGAGCCUACCAACUACUUUUUGCUGCUCCGCGCCCUCUUCCGCAGCAUUGGCGGAGGUCGCUUCGAGCUUCUUUACAAGGAUGUGCUGCCGCUACUUCCCGUGCUGCUCGAGAACCUUAACGCGCUUCUCAACGCCGCCGAGCCCAGCAGGCGCGAGGUUUUUGUCGACCUCUGUCUUACCGUCCCCGUCCGACUCAGCGUGUUGCUCCCUUACCUCGGUUACUUGAUGAAGCCCUUGGUGCUGGCGCUCCAGUCGUCCACCGAGCUCGUCAGCCAGGGUCUCCGCACGCUCGAGCUGUGCAUCGACAACUUGACGCAAGAGUUCCUCGAUCCCAUUAUGGCUCCCUACGCCCAGGACAUCAUGGCCGCCUUGUGGCAGCAUCUGCAGCCUUUGCCGCACAACCACCAGCACUCGCACACCACCAUGCGAAUCCUCGGCAAGAUGGGUGGACGCAACCGCAAGCUGCUUCAGAAUCCACCCCGGCUCUCAUACGUCUCGCACAAGGGUCCUACCUUCCCCGUGCAUUUUGAAGGCAAGACGCAAUCCAUGACGCUCACGCCUGUCACCGAGCUGGCGCUGGCCAACAUUCGACGCACCGACCCAUACUACCGCAAGCACGCGUUCGAGCUGCUACGACACACUGCAGCGCUCUUCCUCGACGGAUCGCUCAUGGACGCCGAUCGCGAAACGGUAUUCGGAAGGCUCGUCAAGGGCCUCUUCGAUGCAACCCGCUCCGACGAUCUGCGCGAUGAGGCAGUCCAGUACCUCUUUGGCAUCUGUAAGCACGUCUUUCAUGCCGAGAUCAAGCGCGACAUGCCCUCGUCGUCCGGCGCAUCCAGCCGUCACCUGUGGCCCAUGACCACUUCGCUCCUCGAGGGUCUUACCAACGCCUUGGCUCUCAACGAGGCUGGCAAUGAUCCUGCACCGCUGAUCGACUUGCAGCUGCAGAUUAUCCGCGAGUUCCUUGCCGCCUGCGAGAAGACGCCUGCUACGCGCCCAGAUCUCGGCCACAUUGUCAUGCACUCGUUCGCCAGCAAGUUCUGCUCGCAGUGCUACGAGCAGCUCUGGCAGCGCAAGACCGGCGGCUGGCUCGGUGUCGACAUGCUCGUUCGGCGCGCCGACCUCGGCCAGAUCUGGGUGCGUGACCACCAGCUCGAGAUCGUGCGUGCGCUUCUGUUCAUGCUCAAGGACAUGCCCAACGAUCCUCCAGGCAACAUCGAUGAGGUGAGCGAGACGCUGCUCCAGGUGAUCCGGCAGGCGUACACCGUCAAGGCGCCAGCGGCCGACGGCAAACCAGAACCGCCUGUGCCCGAACGCCCGAGCCAUCUCACCUAUCUUAUCGGCAUUUUGGUGCCCGAGCUCUCCAGCUCCAACGCCACCGUUCGCACCACCACACAAACCGCGUUCAAGCUGCUCGCCGAGUUGCGCAAGUGCACCGUCACUGAGCUGCUGACGCCGCAGAAGGACCGCUUGUUGCAGCCCAUCUUCACCAAGCCGCUGCGUGCGCUUCCCUUCGGUAUGCAGAUCGGUCACAUUGACGCCAUCACCUUUGCGCUCAACCUCACGCCUCCGCUGCCCGAGUUCAACGAGGAGUUGUAUCGCGUGCUCACCGAGGCGUUGGCCCUUGCCGAUGCCGACGAUCAGGCGCUGAUAGGACGCACGUCGCAGUACAAGAACAUGAUCGCGGUCACCAAGCUGCGUGUGGUGGCGAUCCGACUGCUCUCAUCCGCCAUGGCGUGCGGCGACUUCCUCUCGACCAAGCACACGCAGAUGCGCAUGAAGAUCAUCUCGGUCUACUUCAAGAGCCUCUACUCGCGCAGCGAAGAGGUCGUGCAAGUUGCCUACGAGUCGCUCAAGACCGUUUUGAGCCAGCAGAGCAAGCUGCCCAAGGAUCUGCUUCAGAGCGGUCUGCGGCCGAUUCUCAUGACACUCGCCGACCGCAAUCGCCUCACCGCCUCGGGCCUGGAAGGACUCGCCCGUCUCUUGCAGCUGCUCACCAACUAUUUCAAGGUCGAGAUCGGCACCAAGCUGCUCGAUCACCUGACCAGCCUUGCUGAGCCCGCUGUUCUGCUGCGCGCCGCAGCUGGCUCGCUCCGCGAUAACGAGCAGAUAAAGACGCUGGUCGCCAUCGUCAACGUCUUCCGUCUCUUGCCCGAAGCCUCGUUCCAAUUCCUUCCGCGUCUCACCACGACGGUGGCCGAGAUUGAGGCGCAGCUCCGACGAGCCGGUCCGACGCCAUUCACCAAACCGCUCACCCUCUUCCUCAACCGCUUCGCCGAGAAGGCCGUGACCUACUUUUUCGAAGGCGACAAGCUCAGCAAUCCCAAAUUCUUGAGGGUCGUCAGGCUGUCGCUGGCAUCCGACGACGGCCCAGAGCUGCGCGCUCACGUCACCAGCGGCCGUGAGAAGCUGCUGUUCCCGCUGUUUGCCAACGAAGCGACGGCGGCCCAGGUUCAGGCAGGCAUCUCGAUCGUACAGCAGUUAGUUGAUCGCGAUCCCAAGUGGCUCGUCACCAACAAGGACGUCUUCGAAAAGCUCAUCGGCCUCUGGAACGGCCCUGCGAGCCGCGAACGCCGGCGCGAGGAGGCUAACAGCAGCGCCAACAAGGCCGUGGCCACACCCGCCAACGCAGCAGCCAACCAGGUUACCGCCAUCGCCCGCAGAAGCAGCGAGACUAAGCGGCUCAUCGAGCUCUUCCUCUCGUUCCUCCGCAUCGAGCCGCAUGUUGAGGCCUACCUUGCCAUCUUGGACGCGUACACUUACAAGAUUGCGUUUGACCUUACCUUUGCGACGCGCUUCAUCUACGACCACCUCUGCGUCAAUGCGUCCAACUCGUUCAAGAGGCAGAUGUUCUCGCGCUUCCUCACGCUCUUCGAGGACAAGGAGGCCAGUCAGACGCUCAAGACUCAGGCGCUGCGCGUGCUCAUCAACCCCAUGUUGCUCGCUUCGUACGGUCCUCAUCCUACCAGCUCACCAGCCGCUUCGCCCAAACCAGCGGCAACCAUCAUCACAGCCAAGUCGGAGGUCGUGAGCUCACAGAAGACGGCUUCCGACGCGAGUGAGAAAGCCGACGACAAGGAUGGCGAUGUUGAGAUGAAGGACGCAGCUCCCGCCGACGGCAAGAAGCCAGAAACCGCCAUUACUACUGGCACAGCCACGGCCUCCGCUUCCACCGACGUGCCCGCUGCCGCCGCUGGCGCCACGACCGAUGGGAUCGAUGCGACCGAUGCGACCGAUGCGACCAAGGAGACCGAGACCAAGGACGUUCAAGCAUCUUCUGAUAAAACCGCCGUCGCCGACGAUGUUGAGGUGGUCGAUGCCGAGCUUGUCACGCAGAUUGUCAAUCGCAUGUGGAAGCCAUUCCAGAACACCAAAGCCGCCAACGAGCUCUGCUCGGACGAUGCGCUUCGCAUCGAGCUGCUUCACAUGUCGACCAUGAUUCUCGAGCAUUGCUCCGAUCAUCUCGCUCCCAACGGUCAGCUGAAGAAGGACACGAUCAAGUUUGGCUGGGCCAACCUCACAGCCGAGGACGUCACCGUCAAGAAUGUGGCCUACAUCUUUAUCGCGCGCUUCCUCGAGGUGUUCGAGAGCCCUAUCAAGAUUGUGGGCCAGGUCUACUUCGGCUUGCUGCGCGCUCACCAGUCCGAAGGCCGCAGCAUGGUCAAGAAGGCGCUCGACAUUCUCGUGCCCGCGUUGCCCAAGCGUGCGGGAGCCAGCGAGAACGGCCAGCCUCCGCAGUGGGCCAAGUGGACCAAGCGACAGCUGGUCGACGAGGGUCAUAACGUCAGCCAGCUCUUUGCCAUCUUGAGCCUGCUCGUGCGUCACGCCGAUCUCUUCUACAGCAGCCGCGAGAUGUUCAUCCCUCACAUUGUCAGCAAUCUCACCAAGCUCGGCCUGGUUGCCAACGUCAACGUCGAGUCGAGGAUGCUGGCCGUAGAUCUCGUCGAGCUGCUCCACAAAUGGGAGAAGCGCCGUCAGGAGCAUGUCCGCUCCCAACAGGCCUCGGCCGAGAAUGGCUCUGCCGACAGCACCACCGAAGAAGAGGCCGCUGGUGGUGGUUCUGCUGCUGCCAAGCGCGGCCUCGAUGCGCCUGAAGAAGCAGCUUUUGUCAAGAAGGUGCGUAUCGACGAGUCGGUCAUCUCUGCUUCGGCGCCUGCUUCCAAGAGCUCUUCGCCCGUGGCUGUGACAGCGGCUGCGACGGCUGGCACCUCCGCUACAGAUGCUGCCCUGUCGCCUGCAGACCACGAGUAUCUCAUGCCCAUGAACCUGCGCGAGAUGACCGUCGGCUUCCUCGUACGCUUCGUUUCGCUCUCGAUGGAGCCCAUCUCGAAGGCCGGCAUCGUCUCCAAAGCUGCCAACUUACUCUCCGAGAUCCUGAAGGCCCCCUAUUGGUCGGAUGUGCAAGUGCGACUGUCGAUCUUCCAACGUCCUCUGAUCCACACGGAGAUCAACGAGCAAAACACACCUGUCAUCUGCAACGCACUCCGCACGCUGCAGAUCGUCGUCGAGGACAAGACCGACGCCUACAUUGCUCCUCACGUUCCUCAGCUGCAGAAGCUGCUCGAGAAGAGCGCUGCCACCGACGAGGUCUCGCUCGUUGAGGCGCAAAAGCCUGUUCUGGAGCGCAUCUUCCGCGUGAUUCCGGAUCCACCGCCCGAGGAAGACGUUGACGGCGAAACCGAGAUGGACACAGGGGAUGACAAGAAGGCUGAUGAAGAUGAUGCUAGCGCCACCAAAGACUCGAAAGAGACGGAUGCGACUGACGAACUGGCAGCCUUCCGCAAAUUUGCCGAAAACCUCAUCGCUGAUGGCCUCAAGCAGAGCCAGCAUAUGUACAGCGUGUUCAGCAUGCUUGAUGCGUGGAGCCAGAGCAAGCCGGAAAAGAUCGAUGCGCAUCUGCCUGCCCUGAGCAAGGCACUCAGCAGGCUGACUAAGGAGCACCUCGCUGCCACGGCGCCUGUUCCAGCCAACGAUGCAAACCUCAAGCUGCUCAUGCUCGUGCUCGAGCUGCUCAAGCGACGCAUUUCGAAUCUCGGCGAUCAGCGACGUUGGCUGCUCUCCGCGCUCGUGCAGUUGGUGGAGCGCUCCUCGUCGCUGGAGCUGUGCCGCUUCUUACUAUCCACAAUGUCCAAAUGGAUACUCGAACAGCGCGAAACCUUCCCCACGGUCAAGGAAAAGGCGGGUAUCUUGCUCAAGAUGAUGUCGUUCGAAUCGCGCGACAACGACUCGCUGCUGCGCGAUUACCUCGAUCUCAUCCACGCCAUCUACACCACGCCCGCCUUUGCACGCACCGAACUGACCGUGCGACUCGAAAAUGCGUUCCUGCUCGGAUGCCGUCACAAGGAUGCCGAGAUACGUCAGAAGUUUAUCGACAUCUUCGACAGGACAUUGGUCCGCGGUGCCGCCGGCCGUCUCCAGUAUCUGCUUGGCCACCAGAGCUGGGAGUACUUGGCUGAGCACUACUGGGUCAACCAGGUACUCGACCUUGUGCUUGCGUCGAUCGAUACCAACUGGCCGCUACUCGCGCACACCUCUGUGCAGCUCGGCAAGGGCGGCAGCAGCUUUGUGCCGACGCUCAAGAGUUUGCAGAUCGGCGACAUGCUCGCAUCGAUCCGCGCGCUCCAGUACACGGACCGUGACCUGGCUCAUCAGAUCUGGACUUCGUUCUUCGCAGCUGCUUGGCGCUCGAUGAGUCGCAAGGACCACGAUGACAUUACGCGUGCGCUCAUUGGCGUGCUGACGCGCGAGUACAACCUUCGACAGGUGAGCAAGCGCCCCAACGUCGUCCAGACGUUACUCGAAGGUGCGCUCGCCUGCAAGCCGCAACUCGAGCUGCCGCCGCACGUGGUCAAGUAUCUCGGCCGCAAUUUCAACGCAUGGCACACGUCGAUCGAGCUGCUACAGAACCUGCUGCGCUCGCUACCUCGCCAGGACGACGCGAUCCGCGAAGCAGGGCAGGAUGCGCUCACCGAGCUGUACGCCGAGCUGUCGGAGGAAGACAUGUUUUACGGCCUCUGGCGACGACGAUGCGUCUAUGCUGAGACGAACAGCGCCAUCUCUUUCGAGCAGAUCGGCAUGUGGAACCAGGCGCAAGUGCAGUAUGAGACUGCGCAGAUCAAGGCUCGUUCGGGUGUGCUCAACUUCACUGAGGCCGAAUAUCAUCUGUGGGAGGACCAGUGGGUGUUCUGCGCCCAGAAGCUGCAGCAGUGGGACAUCCUCACCGACCUCGCCAAGAUGGAGGGCGACAACGACCUGCUACUCGAGUGCGCCUGGCGUCUGUACGACUGGAACACGGAGCGCGAAACGCUCGAACAGGCUCUCGAAAGUCUGUCGGCGAGUGCUACGCCACGCCGUCGCGUGUUUGAAGCGUACAUGGCGCUGCUCAAGUCGCAGUCCGGUCAAGACAAGCCUGCUGAGUUUGGCCGCAUCUGCGACGAAGCAAUCCAGUUGACGCUCAAAAAGUGGCACUCCCUGCCGACCGCCGUCACGGUGGCGCACGUUCCGCUGUUGCAGAUCUUCCAGCAGUUUGUCGAGUUGCAAGAGGCUAGCACCAUCUUUGCCAGCCUGGCGCACACCAACGCCACCAAUCUGGAUCAGCGUUCCGCCGAACUCAAGGCUCAGAUGCAGACGUGGCGCGAACGUUUGCCCAACCUGUGGGACGACAUCAACGCCUGGUCCGAUCUGGUUGCAUGGAGGCAGCACGUGUUUGGCGCCAUCAACAAGGCGUACCUGCCCUUGGUGCCUGUCAUCCAGCAGCGCGACGGCCAGAACGCUUCGACCAACUCGUACGCCUACCGCGGCUACCACGAGACCGCCUGGAUCAUCAACCGUUUCGCCCACGUUGCGCGCAAGCACUAUCUCAACGACGUGUGCAUCUCAUCGCUCACCAAAAUCUACACGUUGCCCAACAUCGAAAUCCAGGAGGCGUUCCUCAAGCUGCGCGAGCAGGCCAAGUGCCACUUCCAGAACCCCAACGAGCUUACACAAGGUCUGGAUGUGAUCAACAACACCAACCUUAUGUUCUUUGCUGCGCCGCAGAAGGCCGAAUUCUUCACGCUCAAGGGUAUGUUUAUGGCACGCUUGGGUCUCAAUGACGAGGCGAACCACGCAUUUGCUACCGCCAUCCAGAUGGACCUCAACCUCGCCAAGGCUUGGACCGAGUGGGGACGAUACAACGACCGCCUCUUCCGCGACCGCCCGACGGAGCUGUCGGCGGCCGGUAACGCUGUCAGCUGCUACCUGCAGGCGGCCGGUCUAUACAAGAACGCCAAGGUGCGCAAGGUGCUCAUCCGUGUGCUAUGGUUGCUGUCGUGCGACGACAGCAAGGGCACCGUGUGGCAAGCCUUUGAAGGGUUUAAGGGCGAUGCACCCAUCUGGUACUGGAUCACGUUCAUCCCGCAGCUGCUGCAGAGUCUCAGCCACAAGGAGGCUCGCUUCGCGCGCAAGAUGCUCAUGUCGAUCGCAAAGACGUUCCCGCAGUCGUUGUACUUCUACCUGCGUACGACCAAGGAGGACUUUGUGGCGAUGAAGCGUCAGUCGGUCAUGGCUGCACAGCGGGCGGCCCAGCAGCAAGCUCGACAGCAGCAAGCUGCAGCAGCGGCUGCCGCGGCGACCGCCAAUGGUAAACCCGCUGCUGGUGCUGGUACUGAAGCCGGCAAGACGCCAGGUGCCGACGGACAAGCUGCCGGCAGCCCUGCCAAGACCGACGGCACGACUCCUGCCGCUGGUUCCACGCCUGCCAAUGGCACCAGCAGCGCCGCCGCCGACGCGAGUGCCAACAAGACGGCUUCCGGUGCUACUCCGGCGGCUCCAGCAUCUGGCGCAACGACAGCGGCACCUGGUGCUGCAACCGCCACGGCAGCAGCUGCCGCAGCGGCCAACAUGCCACGCCAACCGUGGGAGUACGUAGACGAAAUCCUCAACAUCCUCAAGACGGCGUUCCCGCUGCUGACGCUCACGAUGGAAAACAUCGCCGAGCAGAUCCAGCAGCGAUUCAAGCCGACCAACGAGGAGGACAUCUACCGUCUCACGAAUGCGCUACUCAAUGACGCGCUGCAGCAGUACAUCCAGCGUGCAGUCUCGCCCAACGAUUCAGGCGUGUUGCCCGCGUCAUCGCAGGCCAACGUGAUUCGGUUUGCCGAGAAUUUGCCGCAGGGACCGCUCAAGACGUCGUUCGAGGAAGACUUUGUCAAGUCCAAGCCGACUUUGCGAGACUAUGUUUCGAAGCUGCAGCGCUGGAGGGACCGAUACGAGACGAGCCUCGAUCGUCGCCCGAGCAAGCAACAUCUCGAGCACUGUUCGCACUACCUGGUCGAGUUCCAGCAUCAGAAAUUCGACGAGGUCGAGGUGCCCGGCCAGUAUCUCAAGCUGGAAGACAACAACUCGGACUUUGUCAAGAUUGCGCGCUUCAUGCCCGUGUUCGAGAUGGUGCGGUCUUCGGGCAUGUGCACGAGGCGGUUGACCAUCUUGAGCAACAAAGGUACGACGCAUUCGUUUGCGGUGCAGUUGCCGAGUGGAAGGUACUGUCGACGCGAGGAGCGAAUUUUCCAGCUGUUGCGGUUCUUCAACCGGAUCUUGGAGAGGAGGAAAGAGACGCGUAAGCGUGGGCUGGCGUUCCAUGUGCCGUUGGCGCUGCCGCUGGCGCCGCAGGUGCGGUUGAUUGAUCAUGACUCGAGCUUUGUCAGCUUGCAGGAUAUUUACGAGCGCCAUUGCGAGGAGAUUGGGAUUGGCAAGGAUGAUCCGGUGAUUGCGUGGGUUGAGAAGAUGCGCAGUACGUGGGAUGGGGGCAGCCUGGGGCCGAAUGCCGGUGGUGUUUCUGGCGGUGGUGCGACGAGUCUGUCCGCCCCGACCCCAGCCGCAGGUGCGGGAGCAGGAGCAGGAGCAGCGACGCGCGGAAAUGUCGACUUCACCAAUCUCCGCAUGGAUCUCAUGGAGGAGAUAUCGACCAAGUACGUGCCCGACACGGUGCUGUCGCGCUACCUUACGCGAUCCAUGCCGUCCCCUUCGGACUUGUACAUGCUGCGCAAGCAGUUCACGCUGCAAACCGCCGCGUCGUCGUUCGUCACGUACUGCCUGUUCGUCUCGAAUCGCCUACCCAACCGUAUCCACGUCAGCCGCUCCACAGGGCAAGUGGCCAUGUCGGACGUGGUGCCCACUUUCAACCCCACGGCGCCGCAGUUCAAGUCGACCGAUCCGACGCCGUUCCGUCUGUCGCCGAAUCUGCAGAACUUCAUCGGGCCCGUGGGUAUCGAGGGCGUGCUCACCUCGGCGCUCAUGGCGCUGGGCAGGACGUUGACGGAACCGGAACGAAACCUCGAGGAGUAUCUCGGGAUCUUCGUGCGCGACGAGAUUAACUUUUGGCUGCAGGGUGCGCAGCGCCAGGCACAGGCGCAGGCGCAGGCGUCGGCAUCGACUGCACCCGCGCUGGUAACCGAGGCGCCCAAGGAGGUCGUCCUCACCAAUGUGCUCGAGAUUGUCAAGCGGGCGAAGCUGAUCAGCUGCAGGCACGAGUUCGAUAAGCUCCAGCAGCCUGCGGGUGGAGCUGGCGCCGCGAGCGUGGCUACUACGCCGGUCAGUUCUGUGGUGCUGGAUCUGAUCAACUCGGCGAGCAACCCGUCGAAGCUGGCGUUGCAGGACCCGACGUGGGGGCCUUGGUUGUAG
Sporisorium graminicola is the source of this 11919-nucleotide messenger RNA. RefSeq lists its product as uncharacterized. The coding region runs from base 1 to 11919 and encodes 3972 amino acids. The record is from RefSeq and is a predicted model, not a curated record. Gene Ontology annotation, cellular component: SAGA complex; nucleus; NuA4 histone acetyltransferase complex. The transcript has a single exon. Gene Ontology annotation, biological process: regulation of DNA-templated transcription; DNA repair. NCBI's taxonomy places the organism in Eukaryota, Fungi, Basidiomycota, Ustilaginomycetes, Ustilaginales, Ustilaginaceae. Gene Ontology annotation, molecular function: protein binding; transcription coregulator activity.